Messenger RNA from Danaus chrysippus (African queen), 246 nucleotides. NCBI's taxonomy places the organism in Eukaryota, Metazoa, Arthropoda, Insecta, Lepidoptera, Nymphalidae. The record is from the annotation of a GenBank genome assembly.
AUGGGUGCAUCAUUCGUUCCCAUCACCAUUUUCACCGUCUUCUGGGGCGUCAUUGGUAUAGUAUGCCCCUUCUUCGCACCCAAAGGACCUAAUCGAGGGAUUAUCCAAGUGGUGUUGAUGUUAACAGCGGCUACGUGCUGGUUAUUCUGGUUGUGUGCGUACAUGGCACAAAUGAACCCUCUCGUCGGACCGAGACUCAGCAACGAAACACUCAUCUGGAUAGCUCGUACAUGGGUGAGAAAUUAA